Molecule: messenger RNA, 3194 nt
Organism: Drosophila innubila
Lineage: Eukaryota; Metazoa; Arthropoda; Insecta; Diptera; Drosophilidae
Product: pyruvate dehydrogenase phosphatase regulatory subunit, mitochondrial
Exons: 6
Coding region: 181-2997 (938 amino acids)
Cellular component (GO): mitochondrion
Molecular function (GO): protein binding; oxidoreductase activity
Source: RefSeq, a predicted model, not a curated record
UAAUCUUGGCCAUUUGAAUAACAUGGUACGACUGGCCAGAUCAAAAGUUUUUUGCUCAACAAAGCUGGCAACACUGUGCUGCAGAAUCAACUCCAAUUAUAUUUUUAUUGAGCACGGGACAAUAACAAAACGCAUUACGACAACAACAAGUAACAAAAACAAAAGGCAGCGACAACAACAAUGUAUAAGUUACUCCGUGGCGUUGCAUGUUGUCAACAUGCCGCCAACAGCGGAGUUAACAUUAAUGGCAACCUGUCAAGGACACAGCAAAUUGGCCGCCGUCUGUUGAGCACGGCAACGGGACAUGCGGAUCCGGCGGAUGAGAAGGUGCUGAGUAAACGCAAAUUCCAGCCACAGGAUGCCAUUGAGCCAAAUGAGAAGCCGGCUGUCCAGUUGCCCGGCCACUCACGGGUGGUCAUCUGCGGAGGUGGCAUCACUGGCGCCUCGGUGGCCUAUCAUAUGGGGUUGCAGGGGUGGGGGAGCGAGACGUUGCUGAUUGAACAGGACGCCGUUGGCGGAGAUCUGCCGUGGAGCGCUUGCGGGCUGGCCGGACGCUUUGAGCCCAGUUAUACGGAGCUGAAGCUGUCGGAGUAUUCAAUUGACCUGAUUAAGCAGCUGACGCAACGAGGAUUGCCCACAGGCUGGCGUCAGGUGGGAAGUCUGAAUCUGGCGCGUAACUUUGAUCGCAUGACAUCGUUCCAUCGCAUGAAAUCCCAGGCGGUCGCCUGGGGCAUGAACUGUGAGAUUCUCACGCCGGAGCAGUGCCGGCAGCACUGUUCGCUCCUCUCGCUGGAGGGUAUCGAGGGAGGACUGUGGAUACCCGAGGAUGGCGUCUGUGAUCCGCACCUGGUGUGCAAGGCCUUCAUCGAGGAGGCGCGUCGCCUGGGCGUCCGCAUUGUGGAGCACUGUGCGGUCAAUAAGAUCCACAGUGCACACGGCAAGGUCGCUCGCGUGGAGACGACUGCCGGCGACGUGGACUGCGAGUACUUUGUCAAUUGCACCGGAUUCUGGGCCCGCGAGGUGGGCACUCUCUCCAAGCCGGUGGUGAAGGUGCCUCUCAAGGCCGUGGAGCAUCACUAUCUGCACACGAAGCCCAUUGACCAACUGGAUCCGAAUACGCCUUUCGUGCGCGACUUUGACGGACGGAUCUUCUUUCGGGAGUGCGAGGGUCACAUUCUGGCCGGAGGCUACGAGCGGGAGGCGAAGAUGGUCUACGAGGAUGGCAUCAUACCGCUGUCGCAGGAGGCACGUCAGUAUCCGCCGGACUGGGAUCACUUCCACGAGCUGCUCGAUGCGCUGCUGCACCGGGUUCCCUCGUUCCGUGAAGCUUCCCUGGAUCGUCUGACCAACUCGCUGCAGGUCUUCUCCCCGGACUGCAAGUGGAUAUUGGGAGAGGCGCCGGAGAUCCAAAACUACUAUGUGGCCGCUGGCAAUAAGACAAUGGGCGUGUCCGCCUCGGGUGGCAUUGGACGCGUCCUCACCGAUCUGAUUACCAAGGGCUCAACUUACUUGGAUCUGCACAUUUUGGACAUUAGUCGAUUCCUUGGCCUGCACAACAAUCGCAAAUUUCUGCGAGAUCGCUGCAAGGAGGCGCCGGGCAAACACUUUGAGAUUAACUAUCCCUUUGAGGAGUUCCAAACGGGACGCAAUCUGCGCAUGUCGCCCAUCUAUCCCCAGCUGAAGGAGGCGGGCGCAGUUUUUGGCCAAUCGAUGGGAUAUGAGCGACCCAAUUACUUUGAUUUGCAUGACAAACAAGAUGAGUUUGGUUUGCCGCGUUUUCGCAUUGCACAGACGCGGACAUUUGGGAAACCGCCGUGGUUCGAUCAUGUGGCCAGGGAGUAUCGCGCCUGUCGGGAGCGAAUCGGGAUUGCCGACUACAGUUCCUUUACCAAAUAUGAUUUUUGGUCGAAGGGCAAUGAGGUGAUUGAGCUGCUGCAAUAUCUGUGCUCCAAUGAUGUGGAUGUUGCCGUGGGUUCCAUUAUACACACGGGCAUGCAGAAUCCCAAUGGUGGCUAUGAGAACGAUUGCUCUCUGGCUCGACUCUCCGAACGGCAUUACAUGAUGAUUGCUCCAACUAUACAGCAGACGCGUUCCAUGUCCUGGAUACGCAAAAAUACGCCCAAUCAUUUGCGUUCCAAGGUCAAUGUGGCAGAUGUGACAUCGAUGUAUACGGCCAUCUGUAUAAUGGGUCCCUAUUCGCGUAUCCUGCUCUCCGAGCUCACCGACAAUGAUCUCACGCCCAAGAGCUUCCCCUUCUUCACGUACAAGGAACUCGAUGUCGGUCUGGCCGAUGGCAUACGUGUAUUGAAUAUCACGCAUACGGGAGAACUCGGCUAUGUUUUGUAUAUACCCAACGAAUUUGCGAUGCAUGUCUAUUCCAGGCUGCAUCAGGCGGGACAGAAGUACAACAUACAGCAUGCAGGCUAUUAUGCAACGCGUGCACUGCGCAUUGAGAAGUUCUAUGCCUUUUGGGGACAGGAUUUGGAUACGUUUACCACACCGCUGGAAUGUGGACGCAGUUGGCGUGUCAAGUUUAAUAAACAAACAGACUUUAUUGGACGCAGUGCGUUGCUGAAGCAGCGGGAGGAGGGAGUGAAGCGAAUGUAUGUGCAGCUGCUGUUGAAUGAUCACGAUCAUGAGGUGGACAUGUGGUGCUGGGGUGGUGAGCCAAUCUAUCGAGAUGGCGUCUAUGUGGGAAUGACAACGACAACGGGAUAUGGUUAUACGUUCGAGAAACAGGUCUGCUUGGGAUUUGUGCGCAAUUUUGAUGAGCAGGGCCAAGAGUUGGCCGUGAGCAACGAGUACGUGCUGUCCGGGCACUAUGAGGUGGAGGUGGCCGGAGUUAGAUUCGAGGCGAAGGUUAAUCUGCAUUCGCCCAACCUGCCCACCAAGUUCCCGGAUCGCGAACGCGAAGCCUACCAUGCGACACGCGACAAACCCGACCAGGCAGAUCUGCUCUCGUUUAGCACCACAAAUGUGACAAUGACGCGACAUUGAUCCAUACAGCCAAGACAAAAUGUUCGUAUUGGUUGUGCAAAAACAAAAUUCAUUAAUUUCAUUUGUUUUCAUUUCGUUGUCGUUGAAUAUUUCUGUAUGUCUUGAGUCUCAAUUGCAAUGCGAUAUUAGUUUAAUGACAUUAUAUAUAAAAUCUAUAAAGAUCAGCGAAUGAGCGAGUGAGAUGGUCAGAUAAAAAA